This is a messenger RNA of Eimeria necatrix, 1998 nucleotides long. RefSeq lists its product as hypothetical. The coding region runs from base 1 to 1998 and encodes 665 amino acids. The record is from RefSeq and is a predicted model, not a curated record. Lineage: Eukaryota; Apicomplexa; Conoidasida; Eucoccidiorida; Eimeriidae. The transcript is spliced from 3 exons.
AUGCAGGCGCGCGCGCUGGGCGAGCUGCUGCCGGCCUUGUGUCUGCGGACAAGUGCCACGGAAGUGCAGCACUUGCGCUACAGUUUGGUGGAUUAUUCUUUGCAAACUCUGGAGAACAUCGACACUGAGGGUCUCCGCCAAACCCUCGGGGACCUCUGCAGCCAGCCCCUUUACCUCCUUUUGAGGGUUUACGAGUGCUCCAAACUCCCCGACUUCUCCCCCCCGGACACCCCCACCCACGCGGGGGGGGGCCCCGGGGGCCCCGGGGGCCCCGGGGGCCCCUGGGGCCCCUUCGAAGACACCGACGGCUGGGCCGUCGUCUAUGAGGCCCCCCCCGUCGAACUCGGAGACAGAUCUCGAGUCUCCUCCAGUGCUGUUCGUCUCCACGAAGGAGCUCGCUUUUAUUACAAACAUCCAGUGUCUCCUCCGAAGCCAACUCUGUAUCCCGAGAAGGAGCUGCACGCCGCGCUGCCGCCCCCAGGCAGAGCCGUCCUCGUGGAGACCCACUGCAACAGCUGCGAACCCCAACUCGCAAGGGCCUCCUUUGAUGAUGCUGCUGCUAAUGCCCUCAGGGGGGGCCCCCUGGGGGGCCCCGUUGUCACAACAGUGGUGGACAUUGCAGCCAACACAGACCCUCCAAAGGGGGCUUCCCGCGCGUCGCCGUGCAUCCCUUAUGACCCCCGGAGGCCCCCAGCGCUGGCCGGGAGGCCCCUGGAGACAGUAGAGGGUACAAGUGUCUCCUUGAGGGCCCCCGUGAAGACGGAGACCCUCCCGCCCCGCUGGAGGGGCCCCCCGAGCCCGCGGGGGGCCCUCUCCUGGGGCCCCCGGGCCCCCCGUUCGCGUUCUGCGGACGCGCCGUACGUGAGGGGCCCCCCGGGGCCCCCCCCGUGUGGGGAGGAGGGGUACUUUGGGGGCCCCCCGAAGGGCCCCUCCGUGUGGGACGCCAGCGGGGGGCCCCCCCCGGCGGGGGGCCCCCUGGGGGGCCCCCCGGGGGGCCCCCCCGCGUGGGGGCGGGGCCCCGAGCUGUACACGGGGCCCCUGGAGACAGCCGCAGACCGCUUCCGGCUGCUGUGUCUGCAGCAGCAAGGGGUUUUAUUUGAAAACGAAACUUUGCGAGUUUCUUGUUUGGUGGGGACCAGCAGUUUCCCUGUGAACCGGACUUUGCAUGCGUCUGUGGAGCUGAGCAUUGUGUCGAAAAAGGGGCCUUUUUGGGAGUCGGGGGGCCCCCCCGGGGGCCCCCCCGGGGGGCCCCCCGGGGGGCCCCCCAGCCCUGCGGGGGGCCCCGGGGCCCCCACGGGCUUCCACUGCGUGCGCAGCAGCAUCCAGAACUACGACAGCGAGUGCCUGCACUGCGCAGUGUCGCCGAUAGUGCGUGCGCCGGGGAAGGGGCCCCCCUGGGGGCCCCCCGGGGGCCCCUGUGGGGGGGCCCCCUGGGGGCCCCCCGGGGCCGGGGGGCCCCCCAGGGUGAUCCAAACGGUGGUAAUAACCGUGUUAAAACCCUUUUUGGUGGUCCCGGAAGUCGUGCUGGAAGUGGGACUUCCCAAUGGAGAAGAAGAGAGAAAUGUCUUUGCACUUCCCGUGGUUCUUUCGCAGUUCAUGAGGCCCCUGCGGCUGUCUCCCGCUGCGCUGCUGCAGCUGUGGUUCGACGGGGGCCUCCACAGCAGACUCACCGCGCUGCGGCUGGCCCCUGCUGUUGCUGCUGCGGGGGCCCCCCUGCUGCAGCAGAUUGUGUCUCUGGGGGGCAAGCUGGGGCUGGUGUGUGGGGUCCGCCACAGACUGGCGGAGAACUCUUUGCUGGCAGCAGGAGAGUUCCCGGCAAUUGGGGACAUGCAGGGGGACUCGAGGGCCCUCGUGCGGCUCUGGAGGGGCCCCCACCGCCCUGCUGCUGCUGCUGCUGCUGCUGCUGCAGCAGCAAAACUCGAAGUCAAGGCCCAGGACCCCAGGGUCGCAGCCAGCCUCUACGAGCUCCUCGUCUACCUCCUCGAGGGCUCCGACUAA